UCCAAUCUGCUCAGACGACUGGGCUUAGAGAGAGACGGGCAGAGCUGUACACCAGAGGUAAUGGGCAUCCAGAGCAAAAUGGGCUGAUGUGCUCUAUGUGAUUAUUCCUGACGUAAAGGCUAUGCUCAGUGACGAGCGUUUCACUGAUAUAUUCUUGCCCAUACAAAUGAAUAGUUCGAGGAAUUCGUGUAAAGUUUUUCGACAAUCUAGUCACUUCCCAGGAACCAAACAAACUUAGAAAAACCGAAAAAUACUUUUGGUAUUUUGUAAUCCACAAAAGAUUGGAUCGAGGAGCUUAAACAGAAAAUAAAUAGGUGACCAUGUUGGAAUGAGUGUUCCCCCCUCGACGUUUCUGUAGUGGUCAGUAAGAGAUAUAGUGGACAUUAUUCUUCGCAUCAGCAUGCAGCGAAGUGUCCGGCUUAACGAUUCUCAACUUCUGACUUUAGCAGAGAAAGCUCAACACGAUAAUGGCACGAGAGGCUAUUUAUAUAAGCGGACGGCAGACGCGAGCAAGUGGCAACUACGAUGGUUCAUUUUGUACCAGAAUUUACUCUUUUAUUACGAGAACGACUCCGCGGCUCGCCCGUCCGGGCUUGUGUUUUUAGAGGGAUGUUAUUGUGAGCGGAUGAUCACACCAACAACAGGCAAGACCAGCGGCACUACACAGUAUUGUUUUGCCAUAACGUACCGCAAGGAAGGAGCCAGGCAAUAUGAGCUGAAAGCUGAGACGGAGUCGGAGUGUAACGCCUGGAUACGUGCCAUUGAAGGAGCAAGUUUCAGUAAAAUCUUGCUACAAAAAGAAGAGCUAGAACAAAAACACCUUCAUCUAGUCCAGAUUGUUGAAAGUGAAAAAACUGCAAAAUGGCAGUAUACACAGCAGUGUGAAGAACUUACCUGUGAGAUUAAAAAACUACGAGCUGAGUUGGGUUCGCUGAAAAGAGAAUGGCAUCUGACGCCUAAUAGCUCAGAGGAAGAAGAAAGCGACGAAAUUAAGAAAAUUAAAAAGGUUCAGAGUUUUUUUCGAGGCUGGUUAUGCAGAAGAAGAUGGAAACAGAUAGUUGCUGAAUACAUCAAUACCCCACAUGCCGAGAGCAUGCGCAAACGUAACAGUCUAGUGUUCCGGAUGGUGGAAUCAGAAGAGGAGUACGUUGAACAGCUACAGAUAAUGGUUUCGUGUUUCCUGAGGCCAUUUAAAAUGGCUGCCAGCUCCCAAAAACCGCCGUGUUCUCACGAUGAAGUGAAUUCGAUAUUCCUAAAUAGCGAGACCAUUAUGUUUCUGCACCAGAUAUUUUUAAAAGGGUUGAUAUCCCGAAUGGAAAGCUGGCCUACUCUAGUUCUGGGAGACUUGUUCGACAUGCUGUUGCCAAUGCUUACGAUUUACCAAGAGUACGUCCGUAAUCAUCACUACACUCUACAAGUCCUAGCCGAAUGCAAGCAAAGGGAAAAGUUCACUGCGAUGCUCCGACGUUUAGAGGAAAAAGCAGUUCUACAGGGGAACGUCUUGGAGACUUUCUUGACUUAUCCCAUGCAUCAAGUACCACGUUAUAUAAUUACUCUUCACGAAAUACUCGCCCUAACCCCUCACAACCACGUAGAGAGGAAAAGCCUGGAAAAUGCAAGAAUCAAAUUAGAAGAACUUUCAAGGCAAAUGCAUGACGAAGUGAGUGAAACGGAAAACAUACGGAAGAACUUGGCCAUAGAGAGAAUGAUUACCGGUGGUUGUGAUAUACUUCUGGAUGUUAACCAGGUUUUCAUCCGUCAAGGAAGUAUGAUUCAAGUAAUAGGAGGAGACAAGUCAAGACUACAGCGCCCUCGUACAAGAGAAGCCGUGCGACAGUGUUUUUUGUUUACCAAUCAUAUUCUCUUAUGCACUCGAACUUCAGGUGGAAAACUACAUUUGGUUGAAGGUGUCGGGAAAAUCCCACUGGCCCAUGCAACACUCAUCGAAGAUCCAAAUGAACAAUUCCAAUUCACAGUAGAAGAAGCAGACGGGUCUUCGAGUUCUGCUUCAAGUCAAUCGAGCGGGUUCAGUGAGAUUUCACAAGCGACCGCUGGUGGCGCUACUGGACAGAAAGAUUAUGGUGGUUUGGACUUGAAGAUUGUCAUUGACUCCAAAAAUGGACCACCUGUAACAGUUUACUUGGUGGCUCCUACGAUGCAAGAAAAAGCAGCAUGGACGAGCGAUAUUAGUCAGUGCAUAGACAAUGUACACUUCAAUGACCUUUUCCAUGGAACCAUGAGUGACUUUUCAUCUGUAACAAUGCCUCACUCAGUCAGGAACGAUCCAAGGCUUUACAAAGAUGACGUGGAUAUCCGAUUUAGUCGCACACUUAACUCCUGCAAAGUUCCUCAGAUACGUUAUGCUAGUCCCGAACGGUUAUUUGAAAGGUUGACUGACUUGCGGUUUUUGAGCAUAGAUUUUCUAAAUACAUUUCUUCUCACAUACCGGGUGUUCACUGAUGCUGUUACUGUCCUGGAAGCACUCAAAAAGGUUCAUUACAGUCCAGAAUUCCAGUUGAGUGCCCUUGGAUCAUCGCUUUUGGAUUCUUCAGGAUCCCUGGAAGUCUUAUCUGGAAUGCAGACAGAUGGACAGGCUGACUUAGGCAUGCUUUAUCCUGACUAUGAUUACACUAGGCGUAUUAGUACAAGUAGCAUGAUAUCGGAUAUUGGUGAAACUCGUGACCGUGAGCAAAGCAUUGCAGGAACUGAUGCUUUGAUGCACAUUCACCAGGCUCAACAGCUACAAGCAGCCAAAAGUCAACAACAUUGGCGUCUAAGCUACAGAAAGUUUGAGGAGGAACAAAAGGAACAGAGUUUAAAACGGAUCCGAGAGACAUCACCUUUGUCACCAAGCCCUGAAUCCUUGUCUGUGCCAGUUCCCCCACCUCCUACUCCAGAACCGUCUCCUACUUCUUUAGGUGGAAGUCAAACCAUACAAGCUAAAGGUCACAAAGGUGAAGAAAGUGCAGGGGUAUCACGACUAACAGUUCCUGGAUCUAGUGCAAAAACUCUACAGCCAUCUGAUAAAUUACCAUUUGAAACAACAACUUCUAACAUUUCAGUAAAUUUAAGCAGUGUCAUUAGCACUCUGGCACGUGCAGGCUCCGAUUCACCAAAACCUAGUCCAGUGAGAAAGUCUGCACCACACCGCCUCCCUUCUGAAGAAAGCACAACAAAAACACCUGAAGGGACCCCCCCUCAGACUCCUCCACCUUCUGGUCUUCUGUCUUCUCUAACCUCCUCAGGUUUACCCUCCUUUGCUACUCGCUUCCAGUCUGAAAAGUCACCACGACCAAUUCAUCCACCAGUACAUCCCAGCCAAUCAGCCCCCAAUGUUAUAAGUUACCUGAGGAUUAGAGGAGACUUGUAUGUUCGUGUAAGAGUUCUUCAAUGUGGUGAUUCCAGAUCUACAAUGGUUAGUAACCAUACAUAUUUCACAAGGUCCGGCACGGCAUCGGCAGCUGCCGCUUUUGCUGCAGCAACUGCAGGCUCUAGUAAUCCUCCUGAUCCUUUAUCACAACCUGGAUCUCGAAUGAGUAGUAGGCUUCCUAGUGCAGUGGGACCAGAUCUGAAAAUACCAAAUGCCAAAGAAAAGAGGGAAUCCAUGAUCAGUACAGCUGCCACUAUGAGAGUGUUAAAUGUUCUUAGACACUGGGUAUCUAAACACUCUCAGGACUUUGAAAAUGAUCCUAAACUUCUACAACAGACCACAGAAUUUCUUGAGGAACUCAUUCACAAUUCGAAUCUACUACCAGCUGAGCACAAGGCUGCUGCACAAAUCUUGCAGAUGAUAACCUCAGAAGAACAAGAGAAGACUAAGGUGGAUCUAGAUAUGCUCUUGGCUCCACCUUUGACUCCUAGUAAGGAAACAGUAGAGAGUUUGUCAGCCCUAGAACUUGCAGAAGGUAUGACCUACCUUGACCAUCAAAUCUUUGUUGCCAUCAGGAGCGAGGAAUUCCUGUGCCAGGCAUGGAUGAAGGCUGAGAAGGCGACUAAAGCUCCCCAUAUUUUGUUGAUGACUCGAAGAUUCAAUGAUGUUAGUCGACUAGUUGUUUCAGAAAUCAUGAGAACACCAGAAAUGUCCAGAAGGGUAGCAGUUAUUGACAAAUGGGCAGCAGUUGCUGACAUCUGCCGAUGUUUACACAACUUUAAUGGAGUCCUCCAAAUUUGUGCUGCUUUCAUGAACAGUUCAGUGUUUCGACUUAAGAAGACCUGGGAGAAAGUUUCAAAAACAACCAAACAAACUGUAGAUAAACUACAAACACUGGUGUCUGCUGAUGGGAGAUUUAGAAACAUGAGAGAUGCACUUCACAGGUGUGACCCUCCUUGUAUCCCUUACUUAGGAAUGUACCUGACAGAUCUUUCCUUUAUUGAAGAAGGAACCCCAAACUUCACUGAUGAUGGCUUGCUAAACUUUUCCAAGAUGAGGAUGGUUGCACACGUCAUCCGAGAGAUUAGACACUUCCAGCAGACUCCUUACAAAAUUGAAAUGAAUCCAAAGGUGACCAACUACUUUUUAGACCCAAACCACUUAAUGAAUGAUGAAGAGCUGUAUCAGAUUUCACUAUGCUUAGAGCCUCGUUUAUCUCGGUUGUGUACUAAAAUUACACCACUUCCAGCAUCUUUUGGACUUUCCGGAAGUCAUGGGACCUGAAAAAGAUGUAUAGUAGUAUUAACUUUAAACAUUAUUUUAUGAGUUGUUUUUUCGUGGCCAACCUCAUUCCAGUUUAGUAUUGAUAUUUUAUUUUUUGUUGUUAUAGUUCACUGUUAGUAUAGAAAAUGAUGUUAUACACGCUGUUUUAUUUUGUAUAAGAGGCCUUCAGUGCCAGUUUAUACUCAGUAUAAUAGGUUUUUAGUCUAAGUUGUAUCUGGAUGAUACUUUCUUGUCACUCCAGCCUUUCAUGCCAUUUUAGUUUCCUACACCUCUUUCCAAACCAUUUGUAGAAGGAAAAAUUAUAAAUGUUCAGUAAUUAAAUACUCAGUGUUCCAAUUCA
Molecule: messenger RNA, 4994 nt
Organism: Limulus polyphemus (Atlantic horseshoe crab)
Lineage: Eukaryota; Metazoa; Arthropoda; Merostomata; Xiphosura; Limulidae
Product: ras-specific guanine nucleotide-releasing factor 2-like
Exons: 29
Coding region: 401-4654 (1417 amino acids)
Biological process (GO): Ras protein signal transduction; positive regulation of GTPase activity
Cellular component (GO): plasma membrane
Molecular function (GO): protein binding; guanyl-nucleotide exchange factor activity
Source: RefSeq, a predicted model, not a curated record